AUGUGGAUCCAGCCGGAGGAGGUGCUGCUGGCCGGAGCUUUGUGGGUCUCUGAGCGGGCCAACCCGUUCUUCAUCCUGCAGAGGAGGAGGGGGCACGGCCGCGGGGGGGGGCUCUCCGGUCUCCUUGUUGGGACUCUGGAUGUGGUUCUUGACUCGAGUGCCAGAGUGGCUCCAUACAGGAUCCUGCUACAGACUGCAGACUCUCAGAUCUACUGGAACAUCGCCUGUGGCUCAUCCAGGAAGGAGAUAACGGAGCACUGGGAUUGGCUGGAGUCCAACCUGCUGCAGACCAUCUCCAUCUUCGACAAUGAUGAAGACGUCACCACCUUUGUCAAAGGGAAGAUCUCUGGUAUAAUCGCAGAGGAGAACCGGCUGAAGCAGGGGGAGGAACAGGAGGAGGACUGUGGGAAGUUUCGGGAGGCGGAGCUGAAGAUGAGGAGGCUGUUCGGGAUGCCUGAUGAGGAGAAGCUGGUGAAUUAUUACUCCUGCAGCUACUGGAAGGGAAGAGUCCCGCGGCAGGGCUGGCUUUACCUGUCUGUCAACCAUCUGUGCUUCUACUCCUUCCUGCUGGGCAAGGAGGUGACUCUGGUGGUGCAGUGGACGGAGGUGACUCAGCUGGAGAAAGAUGCUACCCUCGUGUUUCCAGAGAGCAUUCGCGUCAGCACUCGUCACACUGAACAUUUCUUCUCCAUGUUCCUUAACAUCAAUGACACCUUCAAGCUGAUGGAGCAGCUCGCCAACAUCGCCAUGCGUCAGCUGCUUGAUAAUGAAGCUUUUGCCGCCGACCGCUCGCUGCCCAAACCUUGCAAGACACUCAAGAAUGUCUCUGCACUCAAGAGGGAUCUGGACGCCCGGGCAAAGAACGAGCGGUAUCGGACAAUGUUUCGACUGAUGCAGGACGAGCGUCUGGACGGACACACGGACUGCACACUGUGGACGCCGUUCGCUAAGAUGCAUGUGGUUGGACAGCUGUUCAUCUCCAACAACUACAUCUGUUUUAACAGCAGAGAAGAAGACCUGUGUCAGCUCAUCAUACCACUCAGAGAGGUGUCUAUUGUGGAAAAAGCAGACAGCAGUAGCGUCCUGCCAUGUCCAGUCUCCAUCAGCACGAAGAACAAAAUGAACUUCCUGUUUGCCAACCUCAAAGACAGAGAUUUCCUGGUCCAACGCAUCUCCGACUUCCUGCAGCGAACGCCUGACAGCUCAUGGGGCGAUACCAACCCGCUGUCUUUGAUUGGUCAUUCGGCAUCCUCCAGCGUCCCCUCUUCCUCAUCUGCAGGAUCUGAGUCUGUCCACAGGGGGCGACAUUACCACCCCGGUCUGCCCACAGCCAGCCAGGGUCUGCUGCAGCUUUACCACCGAGAUGCUCCAGAGGAUCUCGGACCGAAAGCCAUGAAGGAGAAAAUGAAGGAGGAGGCAUGGAACAUCCACUUUUCAGAGUUUGGUCGAGGUGUCUGCAUGUACCGAACCUCCAGAACAAGAGAACUUGUCCUCAACGGGAUCCCAGAGCGCCUCAGAGGAGAGCUGUGGCUGCUGUUCUCUGGAGCGCAGAAUGAGAUGGCGACUCACCCUGGUUACUAUGGCGACCUUGUGGAGCAGGCCAUGGGGCUGUGUUCAUUGGCAACAGAGGAGAUUGAGCGCGACCUCCAUCGAUCGAUGCCCGAACACAGAGCUUUCCAGAACGAGACAGGCAUCGCCGCGCUGCGCCGCGUUCUCACCGCCUAUGCCCACCGCAACCCCGGCAUCGGAUACUGCCAGGCCAUGAACAUCGUCACCUCCGUCUUGCUGCUCUACUGUACGGAGGAAGAAGCCUUCUGGCUGUUGGUGGCGCUGUGUGAGCGGAUGCUGCCCGACUACUACAACACCAGAGUUGUAGGAGCUCUGGUGGAUCAGGGGGUGUUUGAGGAGCUGACUCGGGCCUUCCUCCCCCUGCUGUAUGAACACAUGCAGGAGCUGGGAGUCAUCUCCACCAUCAGCCUGUCCUGGUUCCUCACCCUCUUCCUGUCUGUGAUGCCGUUCGACAGCGCCGUCCUAUUGGUCGACUGCUUCUUCUAUGAGGGCAUCAAGGUCAUCUUCCAGGUGGCACUGGCUGUUCUUCAUGACAACAUGGACGCCCUGCUGUCCUGCAGUGACGAGGGAGAAGCUAUGACCAUCUUGGGCAGGUACCUGGAUAACGUUGUGAAUAAACAGACGGUGACUCCACCCAUCCCUCACCUGCACGCCCUGCUGACGAGCGGAGACGACCCUCCACCUGAGAUUGACAUCUUCGACCUCAUCAAAUCGUCCUAUGAGAAGUUCGGUAGCCUGCGCUCUGACAUUAUUGAGCAGAUGAGGUUCAAACAGAGGUUAAAGGUCAUCCAGUCGCUGGAGGACACGGCCAAGAGGAGCGUGGUGAGGGCGAUGAUGACAGAGUCGGCCUUCAGUAUUGAAGAGCUGGAGGAACUCUACUGUCUCUUUAAGUCCAAACACAUGACUAGCUGUUACUGGGGCUCGAGCAGCUCUGCGGCUGAGCGUCACGAUCCGAGUCUGCCGUACUUGGAGCAGUACCGCAUCGACCCGGCUCAGUUCACCCAGCUCUUCACUGCCCUUGCCCCUUGGAUCUGUGGAGGCCACACCCCCACUCUGUCAGCCCGUCUCUUCAGACUCCUGGACCAGAACCAGGACGGACUGGUCAACUUCAAAGAGUUCAUCACUGGACUCAGUGGGAUGUAUCAUGGAGACAUGACAGAGAAACUCAAACUCUUGUACAAGCUCCACCUCCCACCAGCUCUGUGUCCUGAGGAGGCAGAGUCUGCUCUGGAGGCGACACAUUUCUUCACUGAGGAUGAACCACAAGAAUCUUCCUUCUUGUCUGAUCUGGACAUUUUGGGGCAGCAGGAAGUGACAUCAGGUGAGGAGUGGAAGGAUGGAGGAGGAGAAAAUGAGGAGAAGAAAGAGGAGAAGCUGAAAGACUACAAGUACUACCUGAGGAUGUGGGCCAAAGAGAAGGAGCCCAAGAGAGAGACCAUCAAAGACCUGCCCCGGAUGAACCAGGAGCAGUUCAUAGAGUUGUGUAAGACUCUGUACAACAUGUUCAGUGAGGAGCCUCUGGAGCAGGAGCUCUAUCACUCUAUCGCCACCGUGGCCAGUCUGCUGCUGCGCAUUGGAGAGGUCGGCAAGAAGUUCAACAAUGGGACCAAGAAGACCGAGACUGCUGCUGCUGCACAGGCUCCGCCCCUCAUCCACGCCCCACCCUAUGACCCUCAGAGGGAGGAGGGGCCUGGUGAGGGGGUGUCAGGUGAGUCUCAGGUGUGCCAGGCUCUGGCCGAUGCCCAGCUGGAGCCAGCAGCUCCACAGACGUCUGACGAGGAAACCAAAGACGACACGUCGGUGUCGUCUUACUCUGUGGUGAGCUCCGGCUCACUGCAGUGUGAGGACAUCGCCGACGACACUGUGCUUAUUGGUGGCGAUCAGAGGCGGGGAAGCGUCCUGGAUAUAGAUUGGUCGAUCACCUUUGAGCAGGUGCUGGCGUCGCUGCUCACGGAGCCGCCGCUCGUCGACUACUUCGAGAGGAAGGGGGACAUCCAGAACAAGAUGGCUGCCUGUAAGGCCCAGCGGGCAGUGGAGCGUCAGACAAGCUCCGCCUCCGACCAUGAACUCACCCACCACUCCGUCUGACUCACAUUUACCUGUCCACCAGACUCAUCUAUAUCUGUCCGCCUGACUUACCUUUACCUGUCUGUGUGCCUCACCUGAUGCACCUUUACCUUUCUACCUGGCUUUUACCUGUGUUUGUUUCAGCAGGGACUCUCCUUGAGAGCAGAUCCUUGAUUCAAAAUCAAUCGGCUUAUUGAUCAGGCUGUUUAUGAUGACGUUAGCUCCUGAUUGGAGUGUCUCUGAUUACGUCACUCUGUUUUCAGCAGCAGACAGACUGAUUGGCUGGUCGGUCCUGCAGAGACACAGAGAAACACAUAAUCACUCUGAUUAUUAUUUUGUGAUGUAAAUAACCUGUGAUCUCACUGACUGACCUGUAAUGUGACAGACCCUCUUCUUUCAGGCUGAUUCUGGACUAAAUCAGACCACAUUCGAGGACCAGACUCUGGUCCAGAUUCAGAUUUUACUCUUCACAUCACACGGAGACUGAAAUCAUCCCCUCAGUUUUUUAAACUGGCCUAUUGAUCUGGUAUUGAUCUGGUAUUGAUAUAUUGGUCUUGUGUGUGCAGGAAAGACAUAUAUAAAGUCUCUGCAGGAUAAACUAUUCAGCUGAAAACUAGCAGCCACUAACAGACAGGGAGGUUAAGCAGGUAAACAGUAUGCUAACACAACUACAGAAGCCCCAAAGUCCAAAAUGGUGUUUUUUCUCAUGUUGAACAAUUGUUUUCCCACAAUUUAAAAGUCAGAAUCUUUUACAUCAGAAGCUCUGAAUGCUGAGAAAACUUUUCAUAUAAUCGUGUCUGUCAGUAAUCGAGUCCUAACAUCUCCUUAUUAAAUAAUCUGACAGUUCAGAGGGAAAAUCUCAACUUGUUUCUCAUACAAACUUGUUUCAGUUAAGUUUCUGUGAAUCUUCUGAUCCAACAUGAAGACAAACUGACCUGUAAAGAGGUGAUCCUGGGUCCUCUCACCUGAUGAUACAAGUGGUCAAGUUUAUUUCAGAAACUGGUCUAAAUGAGUUGAUUUAUUUUGGAAACAAGGCAGAACCGAACUGGGAGAGUUUUUUUUGUUGAUUUUAAGAAAAUAAAAGACUAACAUAAAUAAGGUACUUGACAGUUCAUUUAGAGGAAAUAAAAUAAACUUCUUUAAUGUUUUAAUGUUUCCGUUUCUGUACAAUUCACAUAUAUUAACUGUAUUAAUUAAAUCAUGAGGUAUUACUGAAUAAACUCAUUUAUCUGUUUCACCAGGUGAAGUCACACCUGUCGACUUUUAUUUUGGCGUCACUGAAGCCUUGUUUGUUUAUCUACCUGUGUGAUGACAUCACUCCUGUUUACUUCCUAUUGAAUGAUGAUGUCAGAGGAUGUUUCAGGUUUUUUAUUCCUUUUUUUCUCUGACAUCUUCUCUGUAUUUAUUUACCAACCUGCUUUUAAAUCCAUUCAUAUUGAUUAGUUAUUAAUCUGUAUUCUGUUGUUCUAAUAAAUGCUGCAGGAAAUCCC
Messenger RNA from Xiphias gladius (swordfish), 5126 nucleotides. Its product is annotated as TBC1 domain family member 9B. Gene Ontology annotation, molecular function: calcium ion binding. The record is from RefSeq and is a predicted model, not a curated record. The transcript has 23 exons. Bases 1 to 3657 code for a protein of 1218 amino acids. NCBI's taxonomy places the organism in Eukaryota, Metazoa, Chordata, Actinopteri, Istiophoriformes, Xiphiidae.